CUUUUGUUUCUUAGUACACCUCCCCGUUGCAGGAUAAGGAUGAAAGCAACCUCUGCGUUUGGGGACAUGGUCGCAUGACAUCGUCGGAAAUGUCUGCCAUAGCUUCCUCCCUGCUUCUCCCACUUGGUUCUACUUGUGGUAAAAGUCCCUCCUUUACUCCUCCUCAGAGCAUUUUGGUUGACAAAUUUCGAAGAUUAGUUGUUAAAGUCGAAUCCUCAGAGACAAGGGAAUGCACUACUGCUAUGUUUAAUGCCAAUUCACGUCGAAACUUUCUUGGGUUGGCUCUUGGAGUCUCAGGCCUCUUCAUCGGUUCAAUGGAUGCCAGUGGAGCUGGUUUGCCCCCAGAGGAAAAGCCAAAACUGUGUGAUGAAACUUGUGAGAAAGAGCUUGAAAAUGUGCCUAUGGUAACUACGGGAUCUGGUUUGCAAUACAAGGAUAUUAAAGUAGGGCAGGGUCCUAGUCCACCAAUUGGAUUUCAGGUGGCCGCCAAUUAUGUUGCAAUGGUUCCAUCGGGACAAAUAUUUGACAGUUCACUGGAGAAAGGACAGUUUUACAUUUUCCGCGUUGGUUCUGGUCAGGUUAUACCGGGACUUGAUGAAGGUAUUCUGAGCAUGAAAGUGGGAGGGAAGCGCCGACUGUACAUACCUGGAUCAUUGGCAUUUCCAAAAGGCCUUACUUCUGCUCCUGGAAGACCGAGGGUGGCUCCAAGCAGUCCAGUCAUAUUUGAUGUUAGUUUGGAAUAUAUACCGGGGCUUGAAGUGGACGAGGAAUAAAAUAAGGUUGUCCGUUCUAGAUUUGAUUGUACGUAAUCAAUCUUGAUUUUCAUUUGUAACUAUCACCAUUAUAUACAAUCGUUAAUUCUUUCUGAGAAUGAGCAUAAAAUCUAUGCCGAGCCAACAUUGAUAGGA
Messenger RNA from Vigna angularis (adzuki bean), 908 nucleotides. RefSeq names its product peptidyl-prolyl cis-trans isomerase FKBP16-3, chloroplastic. Gene Ontology annotation, molecular function: peptidyl-prolyl cis-trans isomerase activity. The record is from RefSeq and is a predicted model, not a curated record. The transcript has 7 exons. Bases 75 to 773 code for a protein of 232 amino acids. NCBI's taxonomy places the organism in Eukaryota, Viridiplantae, Streptophyta, Magnoliopsida, Fabales, Fabaceae.